CUCCACGCCCUUCUUCAAACUCAGGAAACCUUGUUACCUUGAGUCUGUGUUAUAAUGCCUCUUCGUGUCAGUAGGUGUUUCUUUAUAGUAUCUCUUUUGUCUGGGAGUGAAGGUUUGACUGUCAGUCUUGUCAGAGAGGUGUCUCGUGGCUAUGACUCCAGAAAGGAAGGCUUAACCAAAGAAAGUGAUUAUGUUGCUGUUAUAAAUCACUCAAAGAAGUUUCCUGCUAAUCGAUGGUUGCUGUGUGGAGAUCAGUCAUCUACUCCUGUUACACCUGUUACAUCAUCAAAGUCACAUGUUAGUCACAUGACAUGGGAUUCUUUGCAAGAUACUAUCGUCGAAUCACUUAAUGAACACAAAAUAGAAAUGGAUGAAACAGCUCUAGCUGGUGAGAUCCAUGACUUAUUGGAUAAUGUUCCGUGGGAAUUAGAAGACUAUAUUUUAUUUGAUGUAAUAGUUAUUGUUCCUGAAUUAUUGAGUCCAACUGUCUCUUUGUUUGGUGCAUUGUGGAGACUGAAGAAGUGGCAUAACAGUUCACUUUAUUUUCUUACUAAUGAUAGUAACAGCUAUAGCUCAAUAUGGAUUGAAUGGUCAGAGUGUUUGCAAGCUGAGGUAGGAUCAUUAUCAACUCUAACACAAAAUACGUUAACAGUGCCAAUCAUUUGGAGAGGCUCAUUAUAUAUUCAAAAAAGAAGGAGAGACUCCCCUAAUCUUCCUCAUGCACAUGUAAUGGAAUUAUCUGAUUUUAAACUGCUUUUAAGACAAUCCGUCGCUUCAGUUGGUGGAAAUGAUGAUUUAUGUAUAAGUGCCUCGGCUCAUCCUUCACAUUUAGAACUAGUUCAAUUGAUUGAUAUUAAUCAAGUCCCCCUGCUGUUUCUAUCUGGUGUUCAGCUCCAAUUAUACAUUGGAUCGUCUAGUUUCCCAGUGUUUCAUCAGUUAUUCCAGUUAAGUAAUAGUCAGCCCAAUGCUAGGAGCACUACUGGUGUCUUACUGAGGUUAUGCUAUAAAGAACCAACUAAAGUGAUAGGACAGUCUCAAAAGAAGACGAGUGAAUGGAAGAACUUUGUAUUAGAGCAGGAAAAAUUAGCUGAUUCAAGUCCAUUAGUAUCUGGAAUAUCAGUUGGUCCACUAUUAUUGGUACCUCCUCAGCACUCCUCCUCUUAUACUGAUGAUACACAUUAUGAUGCUUGGCUACUGAAUCAACCUCAAUCACUUGCUUGUACUUCUUUUAGCGAUUUGUUGCAAGAUCUUCAAACAUAUUCAUGUAGUUCAAAUGAUUGCAAUGACUUCGUAUUAAAAGAUCUGCCCCUUUUAAAUUCUUCGCAGAAUUUAUUGCAUUCUUCUUCCUUUGCUGAUGAUCAUUUUGAUGUCAAUUGCAAUACUGAGUCUGAUCUUUCGUGUACAUAUUCAUGCCCUGAACUAGCUGCUAUCACUCUACUGGAGGAUCAGCUAAAGAAAAAGAUCAAGCGUACCAAUACUUGUGAUCUAACAUUAGGAGGUGUGGUGGCCCCUCCUCCUCCAAGUGGUUCAUUCUCUGCUCCUCUUGUUAGUGAUAUUAUUGACUGUUUUGAUCAUAAUGGAGAACCUCUUGCAACAUCUGACCUUGUACCAGUCGCUAUGGAGGAUAACAAUGGAUUAUCUAUCCAUAUGAUCGACCCUGAAACAGCAUCAUCUGUCAGUUAUAAGAAAAUAUUAAGCAGUACACCAACUAGAGCACGUAAAUAUCAUGGUGUAAAUUAUUGUCUUUCUGAAGAAGAUAAACUAAAAGAGGCAAAGCUUUUGAAGGUGCAGGAGCGAUACAUUCCAAGGGAACGAUCCUGUCAUUGUUCAACUGCUGAAACUCCUUCUAAAGAAUUAAAGAAGAUACAGCAAAGAAGACUGUUGAUGAGUAGUGCUAAAGAUAAUAAUAUAGAGGACGAGAAACUUGAUGUCAAAACUUGUGAAAAAGAAUUAGAACCUGCUAUAAAUGAAGAAUCAUCAACAACUGAAGUGUUGAAGAAUGACACCACUGCUGAUGACAAUGAGCUGAUAGUACCUGUACCCCAAAGUAGUGAAGAAGUAACUGAUGCAACUAUUGCCGAGUCAAAUGAAGACUGUAAGUCAAAAGAAAAAAAGAAAAGAAAAAAAUAUAUGGAAACGUGCAUUGUGUCAUCACUUAAAGCUUGCAACAUGAAUAGAUCUCAUUCUCGUUUCAAAGCUUGCUACCAGAAAUGCUUCAAAAUUAGUAAAUUGUACAUUAAGGAUCUCAGUGCAUCAUCUGAUGUAAGAAAACAAAUCAAGAAAAUUGUAGAAAAUACAGUUCAUCAGGUUGUUCAAUUUGAACUAGAGCAAGCUAACAGAUCUUUAUAACUAAUAAUAUUAUUAUCAGUUUUAAAAUAUCAAUAUUAAAUUUUUUAUUACUUCAUUAAAAAUUGAUAACAUA
This is a messenger RNA of Amphimedon queenslandica, 2422 nucleotides long. RefSeq lists its product as uncharacterized. Gene Ontology annotation, cellular component: kinetochore. The transcript is spliced from 19 exons. The record is from RefSeq and is a predicted model, not a curated record. The coding region runs from base 55 to 2349 and encodes 764 amino acids. Lineage: Eukaryota; Metazoa; Porifera; Demospongiae; Haplosclerida; Niphatidae. Gene Ontology annotation, biological process: traversing start control point of mitotic cell cycle; regulation of protein ubiquitination; protein localization to kinetochore.